GCCUCUCUUACAAAGAAUUUGAGUGAUAACCAUCCAAUUACGACUGAGUAUUUCAAGAAACAAGAAUUACCUCUGAUUCAUGAGUUUCAUAGUAUUCUUGGAGGUAAGAUUUCACAAGAGGAUUAUAAUAAUGCCCAAAAUGAUGCUAUACUCAAGAUAACCAAAGUUAAGAUUGAGCUAUUUACAGAAAUGGCAAUGCAUGACUUCAUUGAAAAGGCAAAGCAUGAUGGUAUUGCUAUAGCAGUACAUAGAUAUUUCAAGGCAAAUAAUCCUAAUAUAGGAAACGCAUUUGAUAUAUCUCAACUAACAAUAUGGAUCUCUUAG
Messenger RNA from Funneliformis geosporum, 324 nucleotides. Lineage: Eukaryota; Fungi; Glomeromycota; Glomeromycetes; Glomerales; Glomeraceae. The record is from the annotation of a GenBank genome assembly.